AUGGCAGCAAACAACUCCAAGUGUGGUGUUGGUGUGGCUCAUCAUUCUCGAUUUGGAGAAGUGACCGCAUCGACAUUUACUCAGGUCAGCUGGGGACCGAAAGAUGACGGUAAAGCGGCUGAGCGACCCGGCUCCUUGGCUCAGAAGGCAAUCGAGUUCGGCGCAAUUCAUAUUUCAGGGCCGCAGAGGACUCGGAUCGCUAUAUGUAUGGGCAAGUGGAAACGGAGGUCUGGAAAAUGA
Ostertagia ostertagi is the source of this 240-nucleotide messenger RNA. The record is from the annotation of a GenBank genome assembly. Lineage: Eukaryota; Metazoa; Nematoda; Chromadorea; Rhabditida; Trichostrongylidae.